AAUUACAAGUCGCCACCUGACGCUUAGCCCAAAUUCGAGACGCCUCCCAGACUCUCAGUCCAAGGUCCAAGCCCCCGCCACCGUGCCCUCGCCGCGAUCUCCCGCCCGAUCCCCCAUGGCCGGAAUCAGGCUCUCUCCUGAGGAGCCCGAAGUUCCGCACGGCACCCCGCCCCGACCCCAGCUGCCGCCCGCCGUCGCCGGCGCCGGCGUCGCAGCGGGCGGCGGCGGCAGCGGUAGCCUUGAGAUGGCUUCGGACGACGAGCGGUCGGUGGCGGCGGACUCGUGGUCCGUGCGGAGCGACUACGGGAGCACGCUCGAUGACGACCAGCGCUACGCCGACGCAGCCGACGUGCUUGCCGCUGCCGCGGCCGCCGCCAACUUCCCCUCAGCUGCCUCCGAUUACUGUUCUGACAAGGAUGAUCAAGAAUCUGGCGAUGUUGAAGGCUCAAUGCUGGGUCUCCAAAGUUACUGGGAUGCUUCUUACUCAGAAGAUCUUGCGAAUUUUCAGGAACACGGUCACGCUGGAGAAAUAUGGUUUGGUACAGAUGUAAUGGAUACAGUUGCUGCUUGGACAAAAAAGUUAUGUGCAAGCAUUCCCCAAAGUUGGAUUUCGUCAGAUAAUGACAACAUAAAAUGUGAAGUUAAUGAGGACUUCGUCAACUACCCUGUGCUUGAUCUUGGAACUGGGAACGGCCUCCUUUUGCAAGCACUUGCCAAGCAGGGGUUUUCAGAUUUAACAGGAACUGAUUACAGUGAAGGAGCCAUUGAACUUGCAAGAAACCUUGCUGCUCGUGAUGGCUUCACUGCUAUAAACUUCUUGGUCGAUGAUGUACUUGAGACAAAGUUAGACAGGAAAUUCAAAAUUAUUACAGACAAAGGUACAUUGGAUGCCAUUGGAUUGCAUCCAGAUGGACGUGCAAAAAGAGUAAUUUACUGGGAGUCUGUGUCAAACUUGGUUGAACCUGGUGGCCUUGUGGUCAUAACAUCAUGUAAUCACACGAAGGAGGAGCUUCUGCAAGAAGUAGAAGAUUUCAGUAAGCGAAUCUUUGGCAAGGAGGAUGUGGAUGAAGGUGCAGGCGAUGUGCCCAAGAUCUUCCAUUAUAUCGAUCAUGUCCAAACAUAUCCUACUAUCAUGUUUGGCGGAGUCGAGGGAUCCCAAGUGUGUACUGUGGCUUUCCAACGGGCGUGAAAGGCCAAUUUAAGCGGGGUUUCUCUCUAUGUUGUAGCUCAUUUUAUCUUCAGUUGUUAUUUUAGCCUAGACAGGGAUGUCCCUUUCCAGUUUACAAGGUCAUAGAGUAAGAUAACAUUAUGAAGCAAUUUUUGUGUAGUGUAAACAAACAAGGGGGACACUGCUGUACUGUAUUAUCAAUGUACUGUGAACGUUUACACAUUUAUAUAGAGUUGCAGUUUCAGUUC
Brachypodium distachyon (stiff brome) is the source of this 1416-nucleotide messenger RNA. Its product is annotated as EEF1A lysine methyltransferase 2. The transcript has 7 exons. Bases 116 to 1189 code for a protein of 357 amino acids. Gene Ontology annotation, biological process: peptidyl-lysine dimethylation; peptidyl-lysine monomethylation. Gene Ontology annotation, molecular function: protein-lysine N-methyltransferase activity. The record is from RefSeq and is a predicted model, not a curated record. NCBI's taxonomy places the organism in Eukaryota, Viridiplantae, Streptophyta, Magnoliopsida, Poales, Poaceae. Gene Ontology annotation, cellular component: cytoplasm.